AUGUCACUGCUUCUAGAGACGUCUCUGGGGGACAUUGUCAUUGACCUGGAAGUCGAAGCCUGUCCAAAGACAUGCGAGAACUUCCUCAAGCUUGCGAAGGUGUACUAUUACAACCUAAACGCGUUCUUCAAUGUAUCCAAUGACUUUCUCGCUCAAGCCGGGGACCCUACAGCCACGGGCACAGGCGGCGAGUCCGUCUGGUCCUACAUCGCCUCUCAACAAGGCAAGAAGGGCGUGCCGCGCUACUUCGCGCCCGAAAUCCGACCGCACCUCAAACAUACCGAACGCGGGACAGUCUCUAUGGCCGUGGCGCCAACAAUUGAGGGCCAACCGGUCGGCGGGUGCGGCUCGCAGUUCUUCAUCACGCUUGCGGACGGGAUUGAGUAUUUGGAUGGGAAGCACGCCGUUUUUGGGCACGUGGUGGAGGGACUGGAUACGCUGGAGAAGUUGAACGACGUAUUCGUGGAUCAGGAGGGGAGGCCGUUCAAGGAUGUCAGGAUUAGACAUGUUGUGGUACUCGACGACCCCUUUGAUGACCCUCCAGGCUUAGUAAUCCCCGACGCCCCUCCCACCAGGCCACUGGAUAACUCGAACCGAAUAGCAGAAGACGAAGACGCGCUUCAAGAAAUGCCCGAGGACGAGGCCGAAGCCGAGCGGCGCAAGAAGGCCGCCGCAGCUAGCGCGCUAACGCUCGAAAUGGUCGGCGACCUUCCCUUUGCGAACGUUCGCCCACCCGAGAACGUGCUGUUCGUCUGCAAGUUGAACCCUGUGACGCGCGACGAGGACCUGGAGCUGAUAUUCUCGCGGUUCGGAGUUAUCAUGAGCUGCCAGGUUAUUCGGGAUAAGAAGACGGGCGACUCGUUGCAGUAUGCAUUCAUCGAGUUCGAUAAACGGGAGGAUGCCGAACAGGCGUACUUCAAGAUGCAAAACGUCCUCGUCGACGACCGCAGGAUAUGGGUAGACUUCUCCCAAUCAGUUGCGCGCCACAAUACAGUCUGGUCCAACGACAUCACCCGCGGCCCAGGAGGCGGUUUCGGGGGUCGUGGCGGGCGUGGUGGACGCGGAAGGGGUGGCGGAGGUAGAGGGGGUUUCGGAGGUCGGGACGACCUCGAGGCCACGAGGAGAUACCGCGACGCCGACACAGGUCGCGGCGACCAGUAUGGGAUGGUCUUCGACGUUCCCGGAGGGGCCAGGAUCGGGACAGGGACCAUAAGCGCCGCGAGCGCUCAAGGUCCCCUAGGCGGGACGAGCGACGAGAACGGAGACGGAGUCGAAGCAGGGACUACGACCGGCGCAGGAGAGAUGACCGGGACCGGGAUCGGCGAUACUAGUACUCACGCGUGCGUGCCCGAUGUGCCGUUGAAUGCUCAAUAUAUGCUGGUCACCCUGCGCAACCCGAAACAGUGGCUGUGGCCCUUCGGUAUAUUCCCUCAAGCCAUGUCGUCUACACCUACUCUGCAUAUGACCGACGAGUCGUCUUAUAACGCGGACGUCGUCCUCCGCUCUUCUGACGGGGAGCAGUUCAAAGUGCACAAGACUGUGCUCUCAGCCGCAUCUCCAUUCUUCAGCACGAUGUUCUCGCUCCCACAACCGCCGUCUACCCCGCAAGACGAGCUACCCGUAAUCGACAUGCCGGAGGCCGCACAUACCUUGCAAUCGCUACUACGCUUCAUCUAUCCAACACCCGAUCCAGAUGUCGAUGGCUUCGAAAACAUCACAGAUCUGCUCAUCACGGCGGACAAGUACGAGUUCGACGGCGUGAUAGCAACACUACGUUCUUCGCUCAUCUCACCGCGCUAUCUCAUCGAGGAUCCCCUGCGGGUGUACGCCAUCACAACUCAAUUCGACUUCACACCCGAAAACAACAUCGCCGCGCGCGGUACUUUCCGUAUCAAGCUCGAGAACUUCAACCUCCCUCCCGAUCUAUACGGCAUGAACCCAUCCGCUUUGACCAGACUUGAACGACUCCGCCUUCGUCAUACCCAGAAUCUCCAACGUCUCCUCAUCAUGCCAUCUCUAUCUUCAUGCGCAUCCUGCAACGGUUACAACGCCGGCGUUCCAGCUUCGACUGUCAUGUACGGCCCGCCGAGAUGGUGGACUACAUGGAAGACACGGGCAAAGGGUGAACUGAGAGAAAGACCCAUCUCGGACGUGAUCUUCGAGGAUGAGUUCAUGGGAGAGGUUGGGAGGGCGUGUGGGUGUAAGGAUUGUGCACAGAGCAUGGAGGGGUCCGUGGAAGGGAUGGAGGAGUUGAGAAGAACGUUGGAUGAGUUGCCUUUGGAAGAUGUCGAUGAGCGAUGUUGGGCUGUACGUUAG
Peniophora sp. CBMAI 1063 is the source of this 2316-nucleotide messenger RNA. The record is from the annotation of a GenBank genome assembly. NCBI's taxonomy places the organism in Eukaryota, Fungi, Basidiomycota, Agaricomycetes, Russulales, Peniophoraceae.